This is a messenger RNA of Macrosteles quadrilineatus (aster leafhopper), 3236 nucleotides long. RefSeq names its product sarcoplasmic reticulum histidine-rich calcium-binding protein-like. The coding region runs from base 549 to 3236 and encodes 895 amino acids. NCBI's taxonomy places the organism in Eukaryota, Metazoa, Arthropoda, Insecta, Hemiptera, Cicadellidae. The transcript is spliced from 3 exons. The record is from RefSeq and is a predicted model, not a curated record.
CGUGCCUCACAUCUUAUGUGCUCCUGACGUCACCAAAGUCUCAGUGACGCCAUACUACGAGUACCUUACACGUCCACACUUCACCAACCUACUGGGUCAAGAACGCUCUUUUCCUCUUCAUGAAAUAUAUGGCGCAGGAGUACCAUGCAGAGUAGAAUGUUGCCGUCCCUCUUCCGAAAGUCACCAUCACUCAGAGCAUUCGAAACAUAUCUCGAAAGAGAAUUCGAAAGAAGGAAUAACACAUGUUCAACAUGAUAAGACGAAAGAGAUUUCUCGGAGUGAGAAGCAAAUUGGAGAGAAAACGAAACUAAAUCAAAAUGUCGUUUCGGGAAACGAUCAGGUAAAGAAAACCCAUGAACAUUCUCGGAGUGGUCAUGAUUCGUACCGAAUUCCUCAUAAAGAAGAAGGCUACUGUUGUGAUCAUGGCGACUACUUUUACUCUACUCAUGGGAAUUGUUCCAAUUGGUGUUAUGAUUAUAAUUCAGGAUAUCCCUAUGAUUCUGGGAUAGACCAUCGCCAUCAUCAACACGACCACGACAACAUGCAGCAUGGACAGCACGACCAUCAGCAUAGACACCACGAUCAUUGGCAAAGACAAAAAGGACAUCAACAUGGACACCAUGGUCAAAAUGAAAAUUACAGUCAUGAGCAUGAACACAACGUCCAUGAGUAUAAACAUCACGGUCCACAUGGACACCACGGCCAUGAGCAUAAACACCACGGUCCAAAUAGACAUCACGGUCCAAAUAGACACCACGGUCCGAAUAGACACCACGGUCCAAAUAGACACCACGGUCCAAAUAGACACCACGGUCCAAAUAGAUACCACGGUCAACAGGGAAAUCACAGUCAUGACUAUGAACACAACGACCAUGAGUAUAAACACCACAGUCAUCAUGGACACCACGGCCAUGAGCAUAAACACCACGGUCAAAAGCCUGGUCACCACGAACAACAUGGACACCACGGUCAACAUGGAAAUCACAGUCAUGAGCAUGAAGACAACGACCAUGAGUAUAAACACCACGGUCAACAUGGACACCAGGGCCAUGAGCAUAAGCACCACAGUCAACAUGGUCACCACGGCCAUGAACAUAAACACCCCGGACAACAAGGACACAACGGUCAUGAGCAUAAACACCACGGUCAACAUGGACGUCAACAUGGACGUCAACAUGGACACCACGGUCAACAUGGAUACCACGGUCAACAUGGACACCGCGGUCAACAUGGACGUCACGGUCAACAUGGAUACCACGGUCAACCUGGACACCAAGUUCAACAUGAACACCACGGUCAACAUGGACACCACGGUCAGCAUGGAAAUCACGGUCAACAUGGACACCACGGUCAACAUGGACACUACGGUCAACAUGGAAAUCACGGUCAACAUGGAAAUCACGGACAACAUGAACACCACGGCCAUGAGCAUGGACAACAUGGUCAACAUGGACACCACGGUCAAUAUGGACACCACGGUCAACAUGGACACCACGGUCAACAUAGACACCACGGCCAUGAGCAUGAACACCACGGCCAUGAGCAUGGACAACAUGGUCAACAUGGACACCACGGUCAAUAUGGACAACACGGUCAACAUGGACACCGCGGUCAACAUGGACACCACGGUCAACAUGGACACCACGGUCAAAAUGGAAAUCAUGGCCAUGAGCAUGAACACCACACAUGGAAAUCACGGUCAACACGGACACCACGGUCAACAAGGACACCAUGGUCAACAAGGACACCAUGGUCAUGAGCAUAAACACCACGGUCAACCUCGACACCACAUUCAACAUGGAAAUCACGGUCAAGAUGAACACUACGAUGAACAAGGACACCACAGUCAACAUGGACACUACGUUCAACAUGAAUACCACGGCCAUGAGCAUGAACACCACAGUCAUGCGCAUAAACAACAUGGACACCACGAUCACGAAUAUAGCUGUGAACACAACGAUGAGUCCUGUCAACCUACUUCUAUUGAUACCGAUUAUGAAUAUAGCCAUCACCAGUUGAAAAAGUCUAAUCACAGAUCAAAUUAUCCGAGGUAUGUAAAUUUGGAUUGUGAUGACACAUCAGAUGUGUCAGAUUCUAUACAUCCGACCAAAGAUUUUGACAUUGAUUUUAUGGACAAGUACUACAGAAAACAACUGCAUCGUUGCAAUAAACACCAAUCUAAAUCACGAGGUUACGGAGAGCACCACAACGGACACCAUGGCGAGCCUAGACACCACAACGAACCCCAUGACAAGCCUGGACACCACAAAAAACAUAAUGGCAAGCCUGGACACAACAACGACGAGCACCAUGGCAAGCCUGGACACCACUACGGACACCAUGGCAAGCCUAGACACCACUACGGACACCACGGCAAGCCUAGACACCACAAAGAACAUAAUGGCAAGCCUGGACACCAUGGCAAGACUGAACACCAUGACAGGCCUGAACACCAUGGCAAGCCUGAACACCAUGGCAAGCCUGAACACCAUGGCAAGCCUGAACACCAUGGCAAGCCUGAACACCAUGGUAAGCCAGAACACCAUGGCAAGCCUGAACACCAUGGUAAGCCUGAACACCAUGGUGGAUACGGACACCAUGGCAAUUCUGGACACCACGGCGGACACCAGCCAGAACACCAUGACGGCCACCAGCCUGGACACCCCGACGGACACAAGCCUGAACACCAUGGCAAGCCUGGACACCACGACGGAUACGGACAUCAUGGCAAUCCUGGACACCACGGCGGACACCAAGGCAAGCCUGAACACCAUGGCAAUCCUGAACACCAUGGCAAGCCUGGACACCACGACGGAUACGGACAUCAUGGUAAUCCUGGACACCACGGCGGACACCAGCCAGAACACCAUGAAGGUCACCAGCCUGGACACCCCGACGGACAUAAGCCUGGACACCACGACAAUCACCAUGUCAAGCCUGGACACCACGACAAUCACCAUGUCAAGCCUGGACACCACGACAAUCACCAUGUCAAGCCUGGACACCACGACAAUCACCAUGUCAAGCCUGGACACCACGACAAUCACCAUGUCAAGCCUGGACACCACGACAAUCACCAUGUCAAGCCUGGACACCACGACGAACCCCAUGGCCACAUCAAUCCCCAUGUGGACACUGUUCACAAUACUGAUAGUCAUAGCCAUGACCAUGUUAAAACUACAGACGAAGUCGUCCAUCAUGAAAACUCAAAAGAGAACGAUAAGAAAAUUGUUUGA